CUGCGCUGCCUCUGGCCCCAGCUCCCCACCCAGCUCCGGGCGCCGCUCGGCUGGGCUCCGCGUCCAGCUCCCUACUGAGAACAGUCCCUCCCUUGUGCCCGGUGCACCGUUAGCUGGAGGUUUGGCCACGUCAAGUCGGGUUUUCUGCAAAAGCAGGAGCAGAGAGCUCUCUCCCUGUGCGGACACAGAAGGAGGGAGCUGGGGAGGGCAAGGCUGCUGCUCUUUGCACUGGAGAUUCGGGGGCAAGGCUUCGCCUUCUCCCGGGCUGCGCCCUCUCCCGGCUGAGGGGGGCCCGGGAGCAAGCACAGCGCCUGGAAAAUGGAGCAGCCGUGGACAAGAGAUUAUUUUGCAGAGGAUGAUGGGGAGAUGGUACCCAGAACAACUCAUGCAGCAGCUUUCCUCAGUGACGCUAAAGAUCGGGGUCCUGCAGUGCAGUCACAGACCUGGAGAAGUGGUGAGAAGGUCCACUUUGGGCAGACACAUUACCUUAGAGCCUUUGAAAAAGCCCCUCAGGUGCAGACCCAGGCUCUCCGAGACUUUGAGAAGCACCUCAAUGACCUGAAGAAGGAGAACUUCAGCCUCAAGCUGCGCAUCUACUUCCUGGAGGAGCGCAUGCAGCAGAAGUAUGAGGGCAGCCGGGAGGACAUCUACAAGCGGAACAUCGAGCUGAAGGUUGAAGUGGAGAGCCUGAAACGAGAACUCCAGGACAAGAAACAGCAUCUGGAUAAAACUUGUGCCGAUGCGGAGAGUCUCAGCAGCCACAAUGAGGCCGAGCUCCGGCGCCAGGUUGAGGAGAGACAGCAGGAGACGCAGCAUGUCUACGAGCUCCUGGAGAACAAGAUCCAGCUUCUGCAGGAGGAAUCCAGGCUAGCAAAGAAUGAAGCUGCGCGGAUGGCAGCUCUGGUGGAAGCGUGUAACCUGGAGCUCUCGGAGAAACUGAAGGGAGUCACCAAGGACAGGGAAGACGUACCAGGAGACCGGGUCAAGCCCGACCAACACACGGAGGCCCUGGCCCAGAGGGACAAACAAAUUGAAGAACUGAGUCAGAGCCUGGCUGCCCAGGAGAAGAUUGUAGAACAGCUCUCUCAAGAGAAACAACAGCUGCUACAUCUGCUGGAGGAGCCAACUAGCAUGGAAGUGCAGCCCAUGACCAAAGAGUUAUUCAAACAACAAAAGCUGAAUUCAGAGGAGACCAUUAUAACUCAACAGUCGGUACCCGAGUCCCACAUGGCAGAACUCCAGGAAAAAAUCCAGCAAACAGAGGCUACCAACAAGAUUCUUCAAGAGAAACUGAAUGAAAUGAGCUGUGAACUGAAGUCUGCUCAGGAGUCAUCUCAGAAGCAAGAUGGUACAAUUCAAAGCCUCAAGGAAACUCUGAAAAGCAGGGAAAGUGAGACGGAGGAGUUAUACCAGGUGAUCGAAGGUCAAAAUGACACAAUGGCAAAGCUUCGAGAAAUGCUUCACCAAAGCCAGCUUGGACAGCUUCAUAGCUCAGAGGGUACUCCGGCUCAGCAACAGGUGGCUCUGUUUGACCUGCAGAGCGCUCUGUUCUGCAGCCAGCUUGAAAUACAGAAGCUCCAGAGGGCCGUACGACAGAAAGAACGCCAGCUGGCUGACGCCAAACGGUGUGUGCAGUUUGUCGAGGCUGCGGCCCACGAGAGAGAACAGCAGAAGGAGGCUUCUUGGAAGCAUAACCAGGAAUUGCGGAAAGCCUUACAGCAGCUACAAGGAGAAUUACAGAGUAAGAGCCAACAGCUUUGUACCCUGGAGGCUGAAAAAUACAAUGAGAUUCGAACCCAGGAGCAACACAUUCAGCAUCUAAACCAUAGUCUAAGUCACAAAGAACAUUUGCUUCAGGAAUUUAGGGAGCUCCUGCAAUAUCGAGAUAACUCGGACAAAACCUUUGAAGCAAAUGAAAUGUUGCUUGAGAAACUGCGGCAGCGAAUACAAGAUAGAGAUGCUGCGCUAGAGCGGGCUAUAGAUGAAAAGUUCUCCACUCUAGAAGAAAAAGAAAAAGAGCUGCGGCAACUUCGUCUUGCCGUGAGAGAGCGAGAUCUUGACCUAGAGAGGCUGCGCGGUAUCCUCUCCUCUAAUGAAGCUACCAUGCAGAGCAUGGAGAGCCUCCUGAGGGCCAAAGGCCUGGAAGUGGAGCAGUUAUCUGCCACCUGUCAAAACCUCCAGUGGCUGAAAGAAGAAAUGGAAACCAAAUUUAGCCAUUGGCAGAAGGAACAAGAAAGUAUCAUUCAGCAGUUACAGACAUCUCUGCAUGACAGGAACAAAGAAGUGGAGGAUGUUAGUGCAACCUUGCUCUGCAAACUCGGACCAGGGCAGAGUGAGAUCGCUGAGGAGCUGUGCCAGCGUCUACAGCGCAAGGAAAGGAUGCUGCAGGACCUUCUCAGUGACCGAAACAAACUAGCAGUGGAACACGAAAUGGAGAUUCAGGGCCUGCUUCAGUCUAUGAGCACCAGGGAGCGGCAGAGCCAGGCUGCUGCCGAGAAGAUGGUGCAAGCCCUAAUGGAAAGAAAUUCAGAAUUGCAGGCCCUUCGCCAAUAUUUAGGAGGGAAAGACUUCAUGCUGUCCCAAGCACUCAUCUCCAGCCAGCUGACUAGAGGGACCUCCGUCAGCCCCCGCCUCGGAGAGCAGACUGAUCAAGGCUCAGUGCACAUACCCUCCAGAGAUGAUAGAACUUCAUUGACUACCAAAGGGGAUACCACCAUACCCAAGUCCCCAUUAGGAGACUUGGACACAGUUGCAGGGCUGGAAGAAGAACUGAGUAAUGCCAAAGAGGAACUUGAACUCAUGGCUAAAAAAGAAAGAGAAAGUCGGAUGGAACUUUCUGCUCUACAGUCCAUGAUGGCUGUGCAAGAGGAAGAGCUGCAGGUGCAGGCGGCUGAUAUGGAGUCCCUGACCAGGAACAUACAGAUUAAAGAAGACCUCAUAAAGGACCUGCAGAUGCAACUGGUUGAUCCUGAAGACAUACCAGCUAUGGACCGCCUGACUCAAGAAGUCUUACAUCUUCGGGAGAAAGUUGCUUUGGUAGAAUCACAGGGUCAGGAAGCUUCAGGAAACCGAAGACAACAACUGCUGCUGAUGCUGGAAGGACUGGUAGAUGAACGGAGUCGGCUCAAUGAGGCCUUACAAGCAGAACGACAGCUCUAUAGCAGCCUGGUGAAGUUCCACGCCCAUCCCGACAGCUCUGACAGAGACCAGACUCUGCAGGUGGAACUGGAAGGGGCCCAGGUGUUACGCAGUCGGCUCGAAGAAAUUCUUGGAAGAAGCCUGGAGCGCUUAAGCAGGCUGGAGACCCUGGCCGCCAAUGGAGGUGCAGCUGCAGGGGAUGACACCGAAGAUGCGAGCACCGAGUUCACUGACAGCAUUGAGGAGGAGGCUGCACACAACAGCCACCAGCAACUCAUCAAAGUGGCUUUGGAGAAGAGUCUGGCAGCUGUGGAAAGCCAGAACAUGUCUCUCUGCCCUCCGUCCCCGACAGGAGGGGGGAGUAACAGGGGUCUUCAGGAGGAAAUGCUCCACCUGAGAGCUGAGGUCCACCAGCACCUCGAGGAGAAGAGGAAAGCCGAGGGGGAACUGAAGGAGCUGAAGGCUCAAAUCGAGGAAGCAGGAUUCUCCUCUGUGGCCCACAUCAGAAACACCAUGCUGAGCCUUUGCCUUGAGAAUGCAGAGCUGAAAGAGCAGAUGGGAGAAGCAAUGUCUGAUGGAUGGGAGAUGGAGGAGGACAAGGAGAAGGGCGAGGCGAUGGUGGAGGCGGUCGUGGCCAAAGGGGGUCUGAAUGAGAAGAGCCUUCAGGCUGAGUUCAGAAAGCUCCAGAGAAAACUGAAGAAUGCCCACAACAUCAUCAACCUCCUCAAGGAACAGCUGGUGCUGAGCAGCAGGGAAGGGGAUAGUAAGCUGAGUCCAGAGCUCCUUGUGCACCUGGCCAGGGAGAUCGACAGAAUGAACACGGAGCCAGUGUGUUCUCCUGGGAAGCACCCAGGCCACGAAGAGGAGGACGUGACCGGAAGGCCCUGCCCUAGACCCCAGAGCCUUGACCUUGGGGCUGCCCUUGCAGUGGAUGCCCACCAACUGGAUGACCAGCCCCAAGCCCGUGACCCUGGGACACCAUCGGAAUUGAGCCUCCCAAGACCCACCCAGCACCUGCGCUCCCAGCUGGCUCAGUGCAGGCAGCGCUAUCAGGAUCUGCAGGAGAAGCUGCUGGUAGCGGAAGCCACUGUGUCCGCCCAGGCCAGUCAGCUGGAGAAGUUCAGGCUCAUGCUCAGUGAAUCCCUGGUGAAGCAGGACAGCAAGCAGGUUCAGGUGGACCUCCAGGACCUGGGCUACGAGACCUGUGGCCGGAGUGAGAAUGAAGCUGAGCGGGAGGAGAGCACCAGCCCAGAGUGCGAGGAGCAGGACAGCCCCAGGGAAACAGUCCUCAUGGAGGGGCUGUGCUCUCAGCAGGAGCGCCUGGGCCCGACCCUGGCCGGCUCCCACAAAAGGAAGCCCUUGGAGAGCCAGCUGGGGAAGCAGGAGGAGUUCCAGGCAUAUGGAAAGUCCGAAGACAUCUCUGUCCUCCGGAAGGACAUCAAAGAUCUGAAGGCCCAGCUGCAGACCGCCAACAAGAUCAUUCAAAACCUCAAGAGCCGGGUCCGGUCUCUCUCCGUCACCAGCGACUACUCGUCCAGUCUGGAGAGACCCCGCAAGCUAAAGGCUGUUGGCACCCUCGAGGGAUCUUCACCUCACAGUGUCACUGAUGAGGACGAGGGGUGGCUGUCUGAUGGCACGGGGGCUUUCUACCCCCCAGGCCUUCAGGCCAAGAAGGACCUGGAGAGUCUGAUUCAGAGGGUGUCCCAGCUGGAGGCCCAGCUCCCGAAGUCCGGGCUGGAAGGGAAGCUGGCCGAGGAGCUGAGAUCAGCCUCGUGGCCUGGGAAAUAUGAUUCCCUGAUUCAGGAUCAGGCUCGAGAACUAUCCUACCUACGCCAGAAAAUUCGAGAAGGGAGAGGUAUCUGUUAUCUCCUCAUCCAGCAUGCAAAAGACACAGUCAAGUCUUUUGAGGACCUCCUCAGGAGCAAUGACAUUGACUACUACCUGGGGCAGAGCUUCCGGGAGCAACUUGCCCAGGGAAGCCAGCUGACAGAGCGGCUCACCAGCAAACUCAGCACCAAGCAUCAUAAAAGUGAGAAAGAUCGAGCUGGACUUGAGCCGUUGGCCCUCAGGCUCCGCAGGGAGCUGCAGGAGAAGGAGAAAGUGAUUGAAGUCCUGCAGGCCAAGCUGGACGCCCGGUCCCUCUCACCCUCCAGCAGCCGCGCCCUGUCCGACUCCCCCCGCUCGCCCAGCAGCUCCUCCUUCCUGUCCGAGGAGCUGGAAGCCUGCUCCGACAUGGACGUAGCCAGCGAGGACACACACUAUGAAGAGAAGAAAACUUCGCCAGGCCACCCAGAUUCCAUCCAUCACUCAAGUCAUUCUGCUGUACUGUCUUCUACACCAUCAUCAACCACUGCGCCUCAGGGGGUUAAGGCCGAGCCCAGCAGCAACCCCAGCAGCCUGCCUGCUCCCCAGAACCCCCCACAAGAGGCCGCCCAGGCCCGUCCAGGCCUUCAUUUUUUUUCCAUACCCACGCGGGUCAGCCUCCCGCAGGCACCAUUGCCCUCAGCUCCACCCAGCUUCCUGCCUUUCCGCCCCACUGGCCCUCCCCUCCUCGGCUGCUGUGAGGGGCCCGCGGUCUCCUUGGCCGAGGCUCAGCAGGAGCUGCAGAUGCUGCAGAAGCAGCUGGGAGAAAGUGUCAGCACCGUCCAUCCCACCUCCCCGGCUACACUGCUGAGCAGCCACUCAGAUGCCAGCUCUUCCCACUUCCUCCACCCUGCCCAGCCCCACUCUCCUCCGAGGGGUGCCCUAGAACUGGGCGGGAUCCUGGAGCCCAGGUACCUGGGCAGCAGCGGCCAGUGGGAUAUGAUGAGGCCUCAGAAAGGGAGCGUAUCUGGGGACCUGUCCUUGGGCUCCUCCCUGUGCCAGCUGAACUCCAAACCCACAGGGGCUGACCUGCUAGAGGAGCACCUUGGUGAGAUCCGGAACCUGCGCCAGCGCCUGGAGGAGUCCAUCUGCAUUAACGACCGCCUGCGGGAGCAGCUGGAACACCGGCUCAGCUCCACGGCCCGCGGGAGCGGAUCCACGUCUAACGGCUACAGUCAGGGUCUGGAGCCCACGGCUCAGCUGCACAGUGAGAACAGGGCCCUUCGGGAGGAGAACCGCAGCCUCCAGGCUCAGCUGAGUCACCUGUCGCGAGAGCACUCGCAGGAGGCGGAGUGCCUGCGGGAGGCGCUGCUGGCCUCGCGGUCCCGGCUGCAAGAGCUGGAAGUGGAGCUGGAGCACCAGAAGGGGGACCGGCAGCAGCUUCUGGAAGACUUGAAGGAGAAGCAGCAGGAGAUCUUGCAUUUCCAGGAGGAGCGGCUCUCCCUCCAGGAGAAGGACUCCAGGCUGCAGCACAAGUUGGCCCUCCUGCAGCAACAGUGCGCGGAGAAGCAGCAGCUCUUCCAGACCCUCCAGUCGGAGCUGCAGAUCUACGAGGCGCUUCACAGCAGUUCCAAGAAGGGGCCGCAAGCUCACACCUGGGAUGCCUGUCACCAGGUCCCUUUGAGCAGCGACCUGAGCCACCUGGUGGCAGAGAUCCGGGCCCUGAGAGGGCAGCUGGAGCUGAGCAUUCAGGUGAACAACAGCCUGCGGCUGCAGCUGGAGCAGCAGCUGGACCACGGUGCCAGCAGAGCCAGCCCUGGCCCCGCCGGCAGCCACAGCUCGCCUGCCAGCACGGGCCCUGGAGACAAGCAGCCGCCCCUCCCAGAUGCAGUUGCCUCUCCUCCCGUUCGGGACGUCGGCAUGAACCCAGCUCUGGUCUUCCCGGGCUCUUUCACGGCUCCUGGUCCGGACACCGCCCUCCUCAGUAGGACAAAUGAUCUGGGUUUUGAUGGAGUGAAGAGCCCUCCCAAGCUGGAGGGCGAUGCUGCUGACGGCUGCUUCGCCAGUAAGCACGGCCGCCAUGUGGUCGGCCACAUCGACGACUACAGCGCCCUGAGCCAGCAGAUCGGGGAGGGCAGGCUGCUGGCCAGCAAGAUCGCGUCAGCCGUGAGAUCCACCUGCGGCUGCCCUGGCCUCGAGGCUCGGGGCUCCAAGGUGCUGGGCAGCGAAGGCGUCAGUGAACUUCGCAGCAGCGCCAGUGCCCUGGGCCACGUGUUGGACGAGUCGGCCUCCCUCCUGACCAUGUUCUGGCGGGCGGCCUUGCCCAGCUCCCACAGCCCUGCGCUGCCUGGCAAAGCGGGAGAGUCCGCGACCAGGGAGCUUCUGGAGCUGAGAACCAAGCUCUCCAGGCAGGAGAGCCUCCUCCAGAGCACGGCCGAGCGCCUGAGGACCGCCAGCCGGCAGAAGGAGAGCCUGGAGCAGUUCAUCUUCAGCCAGCUGACCAGGACGCACGAUGUCUUGAAGAAGGCAAGGACUAAUCUGGAGAAGAACACUUCCAGGAUUGCCUCUGUAAAGCCUUAUUCCUGCCCCAGCAAAGGAGCCAUGCAAGAAGCGAAGCCACCAGAGGUCCUUAAAGCAGCAGGAAGGAUGGGCCUGCCCCCCUUUCGUGCAGCUGCCUCUCUGCUGAGGAAUCCCAGCCCUGCUCCUCCUCUCCUGCGGGGGUCAAGGAGUCAGAUGUGGCCAGUGGGGCGGGCGGAAGGCGGGGGCCUCCCCUGCUCUUACAGACACCAGCCCAGCCCCCUGCCCAGCACUAAGCUAAACAUGCUGAUCACGAAGCAAAACCCGCGUAGCUUGUAGAGGACCUGGGGCGCUGCUUGUGAAAGCCCUGGGGGCACGGGACCCGCAGCCGCACAUCGCCCCAGCAGCUAACCUCAGUCAACUCAGGGGAACCAGGACCCUGCUCCCCACGAUGGGCAUGUGGUCCCGACACGGAGCUGCUCGGCAGACCCAGAAGCACACAUGGAGCAGCGGUGCCCUGCUGGGCAGUGGGCUCAGCAGCAGCACUCAGAGCCAUGCCUGCCCGGGGCCAGCUCAGCUGGUCCCAGGCCACCAGGCAUCCACCCGAACAGCAGCAGUGCGUCCUUUCAAUCCUCACGGUGGAAGGGGCGACUCCCGGAUACCACCUCCCGCUUAGCCAGCACCCUCCUUUAUUCUCCCGUGAUCUCCAAAGUGUGCCGGCCUCACGCUGGUUAUGCGGUCCCACUAUCACCGCAUUUCCCUCCGGGGACUGGGAACACAUGGCCAGGCCAAGCCAUUGAAAGUCCGUGUAAAGCAAACCAGUGACCUUCGUAGGUGGCACGUGAGAGACGGUUGUGCUACAGCCUGCCUAGCCUGUCUCCGCGGUGCUUCAGAACGUGUGUAUGUGUGUAUAGCUGUAUGAUAUGUAUUUAUAUAUGUUGCUAUAGCGAUAGAUUGAAGGCUGACAUGACUGGUGGACAGGAUCUGUGGGAGGAAAUGAAACUCUUUUCCGGGGGGCUGUUAGAGCAAAACGUGCAUAAAGAAAUAAAAGGUUUUCUUCGCCCA
This is a messenger RNA of Myotis davidii, 8523 nucleotides long. Its product is annotated as myomegalin. The transcript has 49 exons. Gene Ontology annotation, molecular function: zinc ion binding. The coding region runs from base 319 to 7797 and encodes 2492 amino acids. Lineage: Eukaryota; Metazoa; Chordata; Mammalia; Chiroptera; Vespertilionidae. Gene Ontology annotation, cellular component: microtubule organizing center; nucleus. The record is from RefSeq and is a predicted model, not a curated record.